GCCGCCUUCCGCUGGCCGAGCGCGGAGCUUCGCAGAUGGCGGCGGGAGCAGCCCGAGGCCUCACCGCCGCCCUCCUCCUCCUCCUCCUCGGUGUCGCCGCCGCCCAGCAGCCGCCCUCGGAGGCCUUCCAGGCGGGCCACAGCGCCCCCUUCCCCUCGCUGCCCGCCGCUGCGUCGGUGGCGCCACACAGACGGUACCUUUUGUAUGAUGUAAAUCCACCUGAAGGUUUUAACCUUCGUAGAGAUGUCUAUAUUCGAAUUGCCUCUCUUAUAAAGACUUUGUCAAAAAGCGAAGCUUGGGUAUUGGUUUUACCACCCUGGGGACGUCUCUAUCACUGGCAGAGCCCACAUAUACAUCAGAUCCAAAUACCGUGGUCUGAAUUCUUUGACGUUCCAAGCCUCAACAAAAACAUACCUGUAAUUGAGUAUGAGCAGUUUCUUGCAGAAUCAGGUGGACCUUUUAUUGAACAGAUAUAUGUCUUGCAAAACUAUGCCGAAGGAUGGAAAGAGGGGACUUGGGAGGAGAAAAUAGAUGAAAGGCCCUGCGUUGAUCAGCCAACUUAUUCAAUGGACAGACAUAAGUACUACAGGGGAUGGUUCUGGGGCUAUGAGGAAACACGAGGCCUUAAAUUAGCCUGUCUAUCAGUCCAAGGUUCCGCUUCUAUCGUAGCUCCUCUUCUUUUGAAUACUUCAUCUCGGUCAGUGAUGCUAGACAGAGCAGAAAACCUCCUUCAUGACCACUAUGCUGGCAAAGACUAUUGGGAUACUCGUCGAAGUAUGGUGUUUGCUAAGCACUUGCGUGUGGUGGGAGACAUGUUUAGAGCCAGAUAUCUUAACUCCACUGAUGAGGAGGACAGGACGCAGUACAUUGAAGACUGGACAAAGAUGAAGGUAAAACUGGGCACAGCCGUUGGUGGCCCAUACCUGGGAGUUCAUCUCAGGCGCAAAGACUUCGUCUGGGGACACAGAAACGAUGUGCCAAGUGUUCAGGGAACGGUUAAGAAAAUCACCAGCCUGAUGAAGCUGCAUAAACUCGAGAGGGUGUUCGUAGCCACGGAUGCGGUCGCAGACGAGAUCGAAAAGUUGAAAGGCCUGCUGCCGGGGAUGGUGAGAUUUGAGCCUCCUUGGGAAGAGGUGGAACUCUACAAGGAUGGAGGAGUAGCGAUCAUUGAUCAGUGGAUAUGUGCCCAUGCCAGAUACUUUAUAGGCACUUCAGUCUCAACGUUUUCCUUCCGCAUUCACGAGGAAAGAGAGAUUCUAGGCUUUGACCCCAAAACCACUUAUAACAGAUUUUGUGGCGAUGAAGAGAGAACUUGUGAGCAACCAACUCACUGGAAAAUUGUGUAUUAGCCUUGUUUGCUACAGAGUUUGUUACCCUGUAGGCUCACCAAAGCAGCAUCAUUUCUACGAGAGGAAAUUAUUCCGGAUCGUCUCUUUUGUAUUUCUGGAGAUAAACACAUUAAAAAACGGCAGUUUAUUCCCUCAGCCGGCACAAAAUGCUGUUACUCUGACAUUAUCUGAGAGGAUACUACAAAUCAGAUCAGGUAAUAUUUGUAAUAUUAAAACAGCUGAGUUUCUUUUGGAAACGUCA
Heteronotia binoei (common prickly gecko) is the source of this 1590-nucleotide messenger RNA. It is a transcript of the gene POFUT2, whose product is annotated as protein O-fucosyltransferase 2. NCBI's taxonomy places the organism in Eukaryota, Metazoa, Chordata, Lepidosauria, Squamata, Gekkonidae. The transcript has 9 exons. The record is from RefSeq and is a predicted model, not a curated record. Gene Ontology annotation, biological process: protein O-linked glycosylation via fucose. Bases 36 to 1349 code for a protein of 437 amino acids. Gene Ontology annotation, molecular function: peptide-O-fucosyltransferase activity.